AUGUACUGCCCACUCACUUCAAUCGCUCGUUUCCUCUGUUCUACCUUGAGCAGGGAGGCGUUGGCCGCGAAGGAUGCCACUGAGAAGGUGACGGAGUUCAACAUCAUAGACCAGGCGGUGCGCAACGUGGCGGAGCAGCUUUCUAGGUUGAGCAACUGGCACCGGCAAUUCGAGCACCUUCAGGAGUACAUCUGCGAAACCAACUUGGAGCUGAAGGGGAUUCACGAUGUGCGAUGGCUCUCUAGAGGAGAGGCAGUCAAGCGGUUUGCCAAGGUUUUGCUGGCGACGAUCGUCAUGCUACACGAUUUCAAGCACGCGCUCUAUGAAACGAUCACCUCUUUCAAAUUCCACUUCAUGCUUUUCUUCCUUGCAGACAUUCUUGCCGUGCUCAACGAGCUCAACGCCAAGUUCCAGAAUCAGCAGGUUGACAUCACGGUGGUCGCGGGGGAGGUGUCGCUCGCUUGCCGGACGAUUGAGGUGCGUUACGUGGACUGCGAGGAUCGUUUCGGCAACGACCAGUCGCCCCUGCUCUGCGCGUUCUUGAAGAAACACGGCAAACCCCAGCACCGCGAAGUCACCGUCAAAGGCGUGGACCAGAACGGCGAGGUUGCAGAGCACGAGUUCGUGCUUCACGAGCGCAAGAUCCCAGGCCAUAAGACUGGCGGGGACUACUACUCCUGCAAGGCGGUGUGCCAGGAGUUUGCGAAGGUCUGCGGUGCGCGACUGGAGUUCCGCCUAGAAGACCUCAAGAACCUGGCCGGCUCCAAGCUUUUCCGGCCGUCGUGCUAUCCCGACGACAACGCGCAGCGGAUGAAGAAGUGCCGCGAGUGGUUGGGCAUGCUAGACCACAUGUUUCACCACCGCCUCUUUGCUCUGCUCCCUUGCUAG
Molecule: messenger RNA, 888 nt
Organism: Closterium sp. Naga37s-1
Lineage: Eukaryota; Viridiplantae; Streptophyta; Zygnematophyceae; Desmidiales; Closteriaceae
Source: the annotation of a GenBank genome assembly